Messenger RNA from Dendroctonus ponderosae (mountain pine beetle), 2116 nucleotides. It is a transcript of the gene Dlish, whose product is annotated as SH3 domain-containing protein Dlish. The record is from RefSeq and is a predicted model, not a curated record. Gene Ontology annotation, molecular function: protein binding. The transcript is spliced from 6 exons. NCBI's taxonomy places the organism in Eukaryota, Metazoa, Arthropoda, Insecta, Coleoptera, Curculionidae. The coding region runs from base 484 to 1542 and encodes 352 amino acids.
UAUAGUUUUUCGCUCCUCAAACUCCGAUUUAAAAAACCCAGUAUUUGCAUCAUUUCAAACUGAAUUCUUCACUAUGAACCGUGUCUUUGUUGCUUUCGAUGGUGAAGACAAGGACACUGAACUUCAGUUCACCAGAAGACCCCAAUCUUCAGAUUGGGUUCUUCGGAAGAUUGUUGAUACUGCCAUCUGUGCUGGAGCUGAAGAAUAAGAACUCAUUCUUUGGUACCCAGAUGCCAUUCAAAUAAUCCGCCGUCCUUCUCUGCUUUAACGGAACUGCUAUUUGUCUCUUCGUUCAUGGACUUUCUAAAGUGAACCUGUUAAUUGACAAAUGGUUCCAUUGGGUACUUCGCAAGUUUUUAUUUACAAGUGACCCGUCAGGAUCGAAGACAGGUUGUACUGAUUUGUAAAAAGUUUAAGCGAGAGGUCAUUGCUCAACCGAUAUAGCGCGAUUGUAUAAUGAAUUAUGUGAAAAACUUGUAAAAAAUGGCAUUUCUAUGCCCUGUGAGGAUUAGACGCGGCAAAAAGAAAAAGUCCUCCAGUGUAGAUCUCGAAAAAGAGCUCAACCGGGCAAGCAAUGGAGUUACUCCAGGAAUGGGAAGGAUCACCGGAUCUGCCAGCAUAGAAACGCUGGUUAGAGUCGGAAUUGAAAAGGAGCAUGGCUUAUCUCCUGACUCUAAAAUGGUAGUUCUGCACGACUUUACUCCUUGUGUCGAUGAUGAACUGGAAGUCAAAAGGGGCCAGAUAGUGAAUAUAUUAUACAGGGAAAAUGACUGGGUGUAUGUUAUAUCUCCCGACACAAGACAAGAAGGUUUUAUUCCGUUUUCCUAUUGUACGCCCUACAGCAAUCACUUAGCUGAGAUGGCCAUCAAGAAGAAACUGCCUAGGGAGAACCAAUUGGCUUCAGGAGAGAGUUCUGAUACCAACCAUGACUGUGAUGCAGCAGGUCUAGAUAAUAGUGACUGUGAUUCCUUGGGGAAAACUAAGCAGGAAACUGGGGCCAUUAGUCCAAUUAGUAUCCAUUCUGAACCCGAUAUGAUUCCCUUUUCUAAAGAUCCUUCUGGAAGGUAUAUCGUGCUGUACACCUUCAUUGCUCGCGAUGAAAACGACGUGUCGGUAGAACGAGGAGAAUUUGUCACAGUUCUAAACCGAGAAGAUCCCGAUUGGUACUGGAUAGUGAGGAGUGAUGGCCAAGAGGGGUUUAUUCCAUCAGGGUUUGUCUAUCCUGCGGACAAUGUGAUACAAGGCCAUUUGAAUGGUCAGACGCAACAAGGAUUGGGCAAUUUCCCAAACCAAAACAACUCGCACGCAAUUACAUCGUCCAGUGCUGAUGAUUUGAGGUACCACGGUACUGAGCUGGUAAUGUUGUACGAUUACAAGGCGCAGGCACCAGAUGAUCUCACAGUGAGGCGAGGAGACUGGAUCUAUGCUGAUCUGAACAAUCAAACUGUUGAUGGGUGGUUGUGGGCGUAUGCGCCCAAGACUCGCAAAUAUGGGUUUAUUCCCAAGGCCUACGCAAGGCCUCCAGCUAUGACUAGUUUGUAAUGGAAACCUUGUACUAACAAGGCCGUUAUUCGCUCAUAGGGAGCAAUAGCUUUAAUUUUAACUGUUUAAGAUAAUUUGAUUAGUGAUGUGUAGGCGCUUGAUUAGCCACGUUUUGAACAAGCAAACGCUCAGAUACAAUUGCGAAAUGGAUGAUUAUUUUUUUAUCGAAUCCCAAACCAUGUGGGUAGGAUUGAAUACUAUUUUCUAAAACACAGAACAGAUCAAUAAAUCAUCCCAACUAAUUAACCCAAAACAACUUAUGGACCGUGGCAGUUAAGCGAUUAUACACUCUACUAGAUCAUUUUCGCCAUGUCACAAAUCGCAUUCGAAAGCCUAUUUUAAUUGCCAUGCUCAACGCUGCUCAUAUAUGCUUAGGUAGUAAAUUGCAAUAAUACUUUAGCAAGUACCUACGUGUUAAGCCUAAUAUUAGUUAAUACAUUACAAUUUUGAUAGGGAAUAACUAUUUGAUUGUAUGGAAACUAAUGAGCAUCCAGUUUAUUUAUUUUGAACAUACAAAAAUCAGAGAUUUAGUUCACUUGCUGUAUAUAAAAAUUAAACUUAAAUUUCCUAUCAA